Dicentrarchus labrax (European seabass) is the source of this 3363-nucleotide messenger RNA. Its product is annotated as protein Wiz. Gene Ontology annotation, cellular component: nucleus. NCBI's taxonomy places the organism in Eukaryota, Metazoa, Chordata, Actinopteri, Moronidae. Gene Ontology annotation, biological process: regulation of transcription by RNA polymerase II. The coding region runs from base 170 to 2563 and encodes 797 amino acids. Gene Ontology annotation, molecular function: RNA polymerase II cis-regulatory region sequence-specific DNA binding; DNA-binding transcription factor activity, RNA polymerase II-specific. The record is from RefSeq and is a predicted model, not a curated record. The transcript has 9 exons.
CCGGGACUGUUGCUCCGUACUUCCCCUAAGCUUGUCAGUGGGAAUGACACUGAUGUAAGUGAACUGAGGCAGUGUGUUCGGGCUUUUAGACUUUCAGUCGGGUACACAAGAUCCGCUGGAGGUAAACAUUCCCGUCCCUCAAAAUAAAAGCCCAGCAUUAUCAGCAGCCAUGGAGUCACAAGCAACCCCACAGCCAGUCAUGUGUGAGGUCUGUGGGACAUACUUUGAGACACGCCGAGGGCUCUCCAGCCAUGCUCGCCUCCAUCUAAGAAAGCUUGGCGUGACGGUGUCGGAAAGCAGUGGCGCUCCCAUCGACCUCCUCUACCAGCUCAUCCAGGAGAGAGAUGGCUCUCUCCCCGAUUUCAAAGCAGACUCCUCUGCAUCUGGGUCAUCCCCUCUCCAGAAAAAGUUCCAGCAGGAGUCUGCGACACCUCCAGAGCCAGAGGUCAGGAGUGCCUCCUACAAUGUAGCCAGUACAGUCAUGACAACUCCACAGAAGAUGGAUCAUCAGCAGGAAUCUCCAGCCAGACUGAAAGAGUCAGCAACCUCUCUCCUCCCCUCAUCCCCUUCUGGUCCUAGGCUGGUUGAGUCUAGAGCAAGUGAAGGCACCAGUUCAUCCUCCUUAGAUCACCAAACCACAACCAAGCCACUGUGGGCCCCGCUUGAAACUGACGCCCCCAUCACCUUAGACACCAACGAUGAGGUCCAUGUGUGCCAACUUUGUGGCUGUUGGUACGAGACACGAAAAGGCCUGGCCAGUCACGCUCGGGCCCAUCUGCGCCACAUUGGAAUCCCUGACAACGACAUCAAGGGCAGCCCUAUUGAUCUUCUUUACCGGAUUAUGGAAGAGGAGGAUCUCAAGCCCAUCAGCAGCAAGCAACAGGAGGAUAUCGCCUCCAACAGUUCCCCUAGAUCCUCCUCCAAACGUCCGUCCAAUCGCUCUUCCUCUCCAUCUGCGUCUCCUCUCAGCAAACAGCCUAAAACGGAUUGUACUUGUAUUCUGUGCGGGGAGGAGUUUGAGAAUCGUAAAGGCCUAGCUUGCCAUGCACGCUGUCACCUGCGUCAGCUGGGGGUGACUGACCUGAUGGGGAAAACAUCUGCAAUCGACACCAUCCAGGAACUGGUCAGCAGCGGCGUGUUAGAGGCUAUACAACCCCCCAAAGCGAACAGUACCAGUUCAUCUGCUGCGCCAUCUCUUGCAACCCGGGCUCUGUCUCCAGUUCCAGGCCAAUCAAGAACCUUCUUUCCCUCCACAUCCGUCUCCCCAAGCCCAGCAAAGUGCACUCCUCAAUCUCUUGUUAACAGGGCUCCAAAGGCUAAGAAAGGCUUUCGGCUAGCAGUGGACCCCCUUCAUAGGAAGCCCAAGCCUGAACCCAUGGAGUUUGAGGUAUCUGUCCAACCGAAGGAACCCAGCACAAACACCAGCUCUCCCACGCAGAAAUCACCUGCUGCUGUGGGUUUAAAGCUUCUCAAUGCAGAGUCCUCCACAGAUGUACAAUCCCCGCCAACAGUCAUUUGCGACUAUUGUGGCCAGCUGUUUGACACCCGCAAAGCCCUGUCAUGCCACGCCCGUGCCCAUCUGCGCCACCUCGGCCUAACCUGGUCUAUCAAAACCUCACCAAUAGAUCUCCUCAAAGAGGUCAUGAUGCAUGGUGGAGAAGGUAUGAAAGAGUCUGUGGCCAGUGGGUCUUCAGGCAAAGCCACGUGGACCCCUCAAGGCUCCAGAAGGUCCCUGGACAGUCUCCAGUCAGGGGAACCAGCCACCAAACCCUGCACCUCACCUCUCGAUUAUUCCACAAAAGAGAAAUCCCCAUCUGGCAAAAGCGGGGCCUCAAACACAGACACAUCCUGUGAGCUUUGCGGGUUUGAUUUUGAAAACCGCAAGGCCCUGGCCAGUCACGCGCGGGCCCACCUCCGACAGCUGGGAAUCAUUGAGUGGAAGGCAGAUGGAGCAACUUCGCCAAUUGAACUCCUCAGUGAGUUGAUCCGGAGGGACCCAGUCAAGAUAGCAGCAAUAACCCGACGCUAUCGUAUGGGAGACCUUUACAUCAAGAAGUCCCAGAGAACUGUUGGUUCGCCCUCCCUGUCCACAGACUCGGACUCUGUGUCUGGCAGCAGCCUGAAGCCUUCGGUGCACCACUAUGAGCACAAAAUGCGCAGAGAGGACUCUGGUAUGACUGCCGGCUCAUCCAGACAAUCACAAGGUCACACACGGUCUACAGCAGCCCACGGCAACCCCGGUGUGCGCUCCCCAAGGGGGGUCCAUCCGCCAAAACAUGUAGUGCCUGCACGGGAAGAAAAUUCCCAGCAACCUUCACGGUCAGGCAGCAUCCCCGCUCUGCUGCCAAAGCCCCCACUAACACCACUGGUCAAAUUGGUGGGCAAAGUCUACUCCCUCAAGUGCAGGUUCUGUGAAGAGGUGUUUCAUGGACCUCUGUCUGUUCAGGAGCAGUGGAUCACACACCUGCAGAAACACAUUCUGUCCCUGGGCUACAAAGGCAAAGCAUCUCCUCCUGCAGCACCAGUGGCAACUCCAGCCCUCGUCCAUCCGGUAGCUGUCUAGUCCACAAAAUCUGUCUGUAAUUAAACAAGAUCAUCAUUGUCAAAUGUCAUGUCAGAGUUGAGAAGUGUCGUCUUGAUGUCGGAGGUCACAAAUUUAUAGAGAAGUGCAAAUUAGAUGUUCCCCUUUUGCCCUAGAGAGGGCAGCCAUGAGCCAUAUGAGGAAAGCAGCAGAAUGUAAUCCACUCAGGUAAAACCCACAAGAUACAAUAGAUCCCAUACUGAUCACUGGAUGUUUGUGGCAAAAAACAACAGAUAAUUCAUUCCUCAUUUUGAUGAUCAGUGCUUUCCUCCUCCUGCUCAUAAUUUGUACAGAUGUUAAAUGUGUUUGGGUAUGAUUUGAUGUUUGCAUGUCCCACACUGAGAAAAUGCUCCCAGUUAAUGAUUUUCUCUUUUUGUUUUUGUCCUACUGAGUAGAUUGGUAUGGUUGCUGUAUCACUGUGAUACACUUUCUCUCUGUAUGCCUUCCUAUUGAAUGGAGUCUUGUCUUCUGAAUUAUUUUUUUAAAGUGUUUUACUUUAAAUCUAGCAGGAUGAUUUUUCUUAAAUGCAAAUGUUUUUGAAUAACACAACACUGAUAGCAGAAAGUUAGACACAGAUUUUCUUUCAAACUGGUGACAACUUGAUACAAAGUAUAAUCUAAUGUCUUAAGAAUCAACCACCUUGACCCUAGAUACACUGUGUUUCCUUUCUUGCCAUUUUCUUCAGGUGUAACUACUAAUCAUGACUGUUUUUCUGGGUUUUUUUUACAUUUCUUUUAUAACACUUAUUAUGUAAAUUAAAUACUGUCUUGUAUAUAACCAUA